Molecule: messenger RNA, 1176 nt
Organism: Postia placenta MAD-698-R-SB12
Lineage: Eukaryota; Fungi; Basidiomycota; Agaricomycetes; Polyporales; Adustoporiaceae
Exons: 4
Coding region: 1-1176 (391 amino acids)
Biological process (GO): ceramide biosynthetic process
Cellular component (GO): membrane
Molecular function (GO): sphingosine N-acyltransferase activity
Source: RefSeq, a predicted model, not a curated record
AUGAACGCGCAGCAAGCUAUAGCACGGCUUCCUCCCUUCCUCGUUCCCUUCUUUACAUUCUCCUACCCAACUGCUCCUCCGGCCGUACCAGAUUCAUUCCCCAACUCGUCUUACUACAACACUGGUCCGCUCGAUGCCUGCAUCAUCAUCUCCUGCAUCGCUGUCAUGGCGGUCCUGCGCGACGUUGCUCGCCUGUAUCUCCUGGAGCCCUUCGCGCGAUGGAAACUGACACGCGACAUCCGGCUGCAAAGAAACGCAAAGACCACGAUAACGAACGGAAAAACGAACGGUGUUACCAAUGGUCAUACAGCAACGAGUGACUCCGCGAAUGGAGAGACAAAGGAAAAUGGAGAGGCGAAGGCUACUGGUGUGGAGUACGGUAACGGGCAUGCCGUUCUUUCCGCCACGAACAAACACGCAAAUGGGAACGAGCAUAUAAUAUAUGCCCAAGGCAUUGCACUUUCUCGAAAAGAAGCCAAGCGGAUACACAGGAGUGUGUUGCGCUUCGCCGAACAAGGCUGGUCCGUGAUCUCCUAUACAUUUGUCUGGUGCUUCGGAUUGUAUGUUCACAGCCAGUUGCCCACUCGAGUGCUAGAUCCGAUUGAUGCCUGGUUAAAUUACCCUCACAUUCCUCUUGCCGGGCCUGUCAAGUUCUACUAUCUCCUAGAGACGGCGUUAUAUUGCCACCAAAUUCUCAUCAUCAAUGCGGAGGCUCGUCGCAAGGACCAUUGGCAGAUGAUGACACACCAUGUCAUUACCAUCGCCCUUAUGGUCGGGAGCUACUCCUGCUUCUACACGCGCGUCGGAUGUCUUGUAAUGCUCAUCAUGGACUGGUGCGACAUCUGGUUGCCUCUCGCCAAAAUGCUCCGUUACCUCUCGCUGACGACCGCUUGUGACAUCGCCUUUGUCUUAUUCAUGGUCUCUUGGGCGAUUACGCGUCAUGUACUUUUCAUCCUCGUCAUAAAGUCGACAUGGGACGCGCAAUAUCUCAUUCCUCAUCUGUGGGACCCUGUACGAGGGCAGCCCAUGUCCGCCAAACUUUACUGGUCCUUGCUGGCCAUGAUUAUUGCGCUUCAGGUCAUCCAAAUGAUGUGGUUCUGGAGGAUUUGCCGAGUGGCAUACCGGGUAGUCAGCGGGAAAGGCGCAGAGGAUGAACGCAGCGACGACGAAGAGUGA